GUCCGUUGCGGUUUACACGCAAAACUGGUUGAGAAGACAGUGUGGCCACCACCACUGUCAAAAACCAAAUGGAGCAGAGCCAGAGGGCGGCGUCAAGGGCUUCUUUCCAGUUUCAUCCCGCCAAACCAUCCAUUCUCGAUCUCUUCAACCGCUACUUAGGAAGAAGUGGCCGCCAGAAACCCGAAGAUUCAGUCCGUGAAACUCCGAACAAAACACAGAAGCGUAUAACUGCUCUUAACAGAGAGCUUCCUCCUCGGAAUGAGCAAUUUCUUUUAGAUUUUGAACAGCUCCAGAGUCAGUUUCCUGACCAGGAGCAAUUGCGUGCUGUGACUGAGUCCGUGCUUAUUUCUCUGGUUAUUCAGUGUAGCAGUCAUGCACCCCGGGCGGAAUUCCUACUUUUUGCUUUACGUAGUUUGUGCAGUAUAAGUUUCAUACACUGGGAUACAUUCUUGCCUUCCCUUCUUUCUUCAGUUUCCUCUGCAGAGACGUCAAUUGGUCAAGGGAGUCAGUCCGUGGCUGCUGUAUCUUCUACAAGUUUAUUACAGUCUGGCAUGUUACAAUCCUCAAGCGCAAUACCCAGUUCCUCAAAUUUUCAGUCUUCGAAUCCUGCGUCUCCUUUGCCUUCAAUUCAUGGUAUCGGAUCGCCUGCUCAGUCUGCCAAUGAACCAUCAUCUUCUGCAACUUUAUCACCAAUGAAAUCGUCUGAUGUCACCUGCGUUGGACAACAAUCCACAACCAGGGCCAAUUUAUCGAUGAGAGAUAAUGCUCUAAGUAGCUUACGUCAGUUAUGCUGCAAGAUUAUCUUAACUGGUCUCCAGUCGAAUUUAAAGCCAGUAACUCAUGCUGACAUUUUCCACCACGUGCUGAAUUGGCUGGUUAAUUGGGACCAAAGACAACAUGGGGUAGACGAAUUUGAUGGUGCAAAAUCCUGGAAACCUGAUAAAGGCCUCAUUGAAUGGUUGCACAUUUGUUUGGAUGUGAUCUGGGUUUUGGUUGAGGAUGAUAAAUGUCGUGUUCCUUUUUAUGAACUGUUGCGGAGUGGCUUGCAGUUUAUAGAAAAUAUUCCAGACGACGAAGCAUUAUUUACGCUUAUUUUGGAGAUCCAUAGGAGGCGUGAUAUGAUGGCUAUGCACAUGCAGAUGUUAGAUCAACACCUUCACUGCCCUACUUUUGGAACUCAACGGCCCUUGUAUCACGCUACUCCUAAUGUAUCAGGUGAACCAGUGACAAAUAUGAGACAUGCGCCAAUCACAUACCCAAGUGUCCUCGGAGAACCUUUGCAUGGAGAGGAUCUUGCAGCUUCUAUUCAAAGGGGAAGUUUAGACUGGGAGAGAGCUUUGCGAUGUAUCAGGCAUGCUCUUCGUACUACUCCCUCAUCCGACUGGUGGAAACGGGUGCUUAUUGUGGCCCCUUGCUAUAGGAAUCAUGUCCAAGGACCUACUCCUGGUGCUGUUUUUACUUCUGAAAUGAUUUGUGAGGCAACAAUUGAUAGAAUUGUUGAGUUAUUGAGGUUGACAAAUUCAGAGGUAAAUUGCUGGCAAGAGUGGCUUGUCUUUUCAGACGUAUUCUUUUUUCUCAUGAAGAAUGGGUGCAUUGAUUUUGUUGAUUUUGUGGACAAGCUAGUUUUACGCUUUGCAGAGGGUGACCAAAAUAUUCUCAGGACAAAUCAUGUGACGUGGUUGCUUGCACAAAUUAUAAGGGUUGAGCUGGUGAUGAAUGCUUUAAAUUCAGACUCAAGAAAGGUGGAAACAACCAGAAAGAUCCUUUCAUUUCAUAAAGAAGAUAGAACCUCCGAUCCUAAUAAUCCCCAAAGUAUCCUGCUUGAUUUCAUAAGCAGUUGUCAAAACUUACGCAUUUGGUCAUUGAACACAUCAACCAGGGAAUAUUUGAACAAUGAGCAGCUUCAGAAAGGAAAGCAAAUAGAUGAGUGGUGGCGACAAGUAAGCAAAGGGGAUCGCAUUAUGGAUUACAUGACACUGGAUGACAGAUCUAUUGGAAUGUUUUGGGUUGUUUCUUAUACCAUGGCACAGCCUGCUUGUGAAACAGUGAUGACUUGGUUGACCUCAGCUGGUCUUACUGAAUUGUUACCUGGAUCAAACUUACAGUCCAAUGACAGACUAAUGGUUAUGCGAGAAGUUUGUCCAUUGCCAGUUUCGUUAUUGUCAGGGUUUUCUAUCAACUUGCUUAUGAAACUGGCUUUUCAGAUGGAAGACUCAAUGUUUUCCGGGCAGGUUGUGCCUAGCAUUGCAAUGAUUGAGACAUAUGUUAGAAUGCUUCUCCUCGCACCUCAUGCAUUGUUCCGGUCACAUUUAAGUCAUCUGUCACAAAGGAAUCCAGCGCUUUUGAACAGGCCUGGAGCUUCUCUUUUGGUGCUUGAAAUUCUGAACUACCGUUUGCUUUCACUCUACAGGUACCAAGGGAAAAGCAAGAACUUGAUGUAUGAUAUAACGAAAAUAAUUUCUACCCUGAAAGGGAAACGUGGAGACCAUCGCAUUUUGAGACUGGCUGAAAACUUGUGCAUGAAUCUUAUAUUUUCAUUGAGAGAGUUUUUUUUUGCGAAGAAGGAAGGGAAGGGCCCUACUGAAUUUACAGAAACACUGAAUCGUAUUACCAUAACAACGCUUGCCAUCAUCAUUAAGACACGUGGGAUUGCUGAGGCUGAACAGGUACUCUAUCUUCCAACCAUGGUGGAACAAAUAUUAGCAACCAGUCAGCAUACAUGGUCAGAAAAGACUCUACGCUACUUCCCUCCUAUUCUACGGGAUGCCCUGAGUGGACGGAUAGACAAGAGAGGGCUUGCAAUCCAAACAUGGCAGCAGGCAGAAACUACUGUGAUUCACCAGUGCACUCAGCUUCUUUCACCAUCUGCUGAUCCUUCAUAUGUUGUGACUUACAUCAGUCACAGUUUUCCUCAACAUCGGAAGUACCUUUGUGCUGGCGCAUGGAUACUUAUGCAUGGUCAUCCUGAGAACAUUAAUAAUGCAAACCUUGGGCGUGUCUUAAGAGAAUUUUCCCCUGAAGAAGUGACAGAUAACAUAUAUACAAUGGUUGAUGUCCUUCUUCAUCACAUUCAGUUGGAGCUACAGCAUGGGCAUUCAUUGCAGGAGCUCAUAACAAAAGCUUCUACAAACCUUGCAUAUUUUAUUUGGACUAAUGAGCUGCUUCCCUUGGAUAUUUUGCUUCUUGCACUUAUUGACCGGGAUGAUGACCCCCAUGCUUUGCGCAUUGCGAUCAAUCUACUUGAGAGGCAAGAGCUUCAACAACGAGUCAAAUUUUACCUUAAUCGCGGUCCACCUGAGCACUGGCUUUUCUCUGGCAUGUUCAAGCGUGUUGAGCUGCAAAAGGCUCUUGGAAAUCACCUCUCUUGGAAGGAAAGGUAUCCUGUAUUCUUUGACGAUAUCGUAGCGCGUUUGCUUCCGGUUAUCCCAGUAAUCAUCUACAGGCUUAUUGAAAAUGACGCCACAGACUUCGCUGACAGAGUACUACUGUUGUAUUCUACAUUUCUUCACCACUAUCCUCUAAAUUUUACAUUUGUGCGCGAUAUUCUUGCAUAUUUCUACGGUCAUCUCCCAGGAAAGCUGAUUCUCCGAUUGCUAAAUGUACUGGAUCUUAAAAAGAUCCCAUUUUCUGAGUCAUUUCCUCAGCACAUUAACACAUCAAAUGCUGCCAUUUGCCCACCAUUGGACUACUUUGCAACACUUUUAUUAGGACUUGUCAAUAAUGUUAUUCCUCCUAUAUAUAAUAGCUCAAAAUCUGGCUCACUGGGGGAGGCAUCAAGUAAUUCCCUCCGUGCACACAAUAAGACAUCGGCGAGUUCUCUGGCCGGAUCCACAAAUGUUUCUGAAGGCCAGAGAGCAUUCUAUCAAAUCCAAGAUCCAGGCACACAUACUCAGCUGAUCCUUGAAACAGCAGUCAUAGAAAUACUGUCCCUUCCUAUAACUGCUUCUCAGAUUGUAUCAUCACUAGUUCAAAUCGUUGUGCAUAUACAACCAACCCUUAUCCAAUCUAGCAAUGGUCUUCAUGGUGCUCCUAAUGGUGUUGGUCAAGGUUCUGUUUUACCCACUUCCCCUUCCGGCGGCAGCACUGAUUCCAUGGGUGCGAGUAGAUCCACUCCUUCAAUCUCCGGAAUAAACACCUCUAACUUUGUUUCCCGAAGUGGCUAUACCUGCCAGCAGUUAUCUUGUUUGCUCAUCCAAUCUUGCGGUCUUCUGUUGGCUCAGCUCCCAAUGGAUUUUCACGUACAACUCUAUAUGGAGGCAUCACGAAUAAUAAAAGAGAGUUGGUGGCUCACUGAUGGUAAAAGGUCACUUGGAGAACUAGAUUCUGCCGUUGGCUAUGCUUUGCUUGACCCAACAUGGGCUGCCCAAGACAAUACGUCAACUGCCAUUGGUAAUAUUGUGGCCCUGCUGCACUCUUUCUUUAGUAAUCUUCCACAAGAAUGGCUAGAUGGAACACAUCUCAUCAUUAAGCAUCUCAGGCCAGUAACAUCAGUUGCUGUGUUGAGAAUUGCAUUCCGUGUUAUUGGUCCGUUGCUCCCAAGAUUGGCCAAUGCACAUGCUCUUUUCAGUAAGAUGCUGUCACUCCUUUUAAGUAUAAUGGUCGAUGUGUUUGGGAAGAACUCAACUCCAUCAACUCCUGUUGAAGCAGCUGAUAUCGCUGAUCUCAUUGACUUCCUCCACCAUAUUGUCCAUUACGAAGGGCAAGGAGGACCAGUGCAGACUAACAGCAAACCGAGACCCGAAAUUUUGGCACUUUGUGGAAGAGCAUUGGAGAACUUGCGGCCAGAUGUGCAGCAUCUUCUUUCCCAUCUAAAAACUGAUACAAACUCUUCCAUUUAUGCUGCUACUCACCUAAAGCAGGUUCAGAAUCCUUCGUAGAAGAUGAGGCUUACAAAUUCACCGAAUGUUCUUCCUGUGGCUCUUUGCUAGGUUUCCGAAGGUUCUUUGUAUUGCUGCUGUAGUGUUGUCUGUGUUGUUUUCAAUUUUUGUAUGUGUAUUUGCUGAUCACUGUUGUAUUUGUAUCUUUUCAUUUACAUGUAUAAUAUGAAGUUCUCUUUUUCCUCCCCAAAAGAGGAAAGGUUCGCUGUUGUUUGUAAAUAUUGACGACAGGAGAACAAGAACUUGCUAUUGUUUGUAUUGUUAUCAUAGAAACGGAUGUUGUUAGAACAUGUACAAAUUAGAUGUGAAACUUAAGAUAGCAGUGAGUAAUUUAAGGCUAAAUGUGUUGUGUACUUUUUAAUGUUAUGUUUUUUAAAAGAUUGUAAGUUCCAAAGUGAA
Rhododendron vialii is the source of this 5276-nucleotide messenger RNA. RefSeq names its product mediator of RNA polymerase II transcription subunit 23. The transcript is spliced from 21 exons. The coding region runs from base 69 to 4877 and encodes 1602 amino acids. Gene Ontology annotation, cellular component: mediator complex; transcription regulator complex. Lineage: Eukaryota; Viridiplantae; Streptophyta; Magnoliopsida; Ericales; Ericaceae. The record is from RefSeq and is a predicted model, not a curated record. Gene Ontology annotation, biological process: positive regulation of gene expression; regulation of transcription by RNA polymerase II.